AGCAUCGGGCUCGAACGCCCAGCAGCCUCCCCCUCUUUGCAGCACGCGCGGUGCGCGCCGCCGAGCCCUCCGCAUCGCACCCGGGCGGGGCCACGCCUCGCUCAAGGCCGGAGAGCGGGGCGCCAUGUCCCUCGGUGCCGGCGUCCGGGCCUCCGUGCGCCCGUGGAAGGCCGCGGUGAAGCCCAGCAAGUUCGUCGCGGAGCAGCCGAUGAAGUUCAAGCCCCUCGCGAACGGCACCACGCUCGCGGUGGUCGAGCCGGCCGCGGUGGGUGCGCCGGUGGAGGACCACGGGCCGAAGAUCUUCUGCGGGC
Prorocentrum cordatum is the source of this 311-nucleotide messenger RNA. Lineage: Eukaryota; Dinophyceae; Prorocentrales; Prorocentraceae. The record is from the annotation of a GenBank genome assembly.